Molecule: messenger RNA, 5140 nt
Organism: Drosophila obscura
Lineage: Eukaryota; Metazoa; Arthropoda; Insecta; Diptera; Drosophilidae
Gene: ovo
Product: transcriptional regulator ovo
Exons: 4
Coding region: 500-4795 (1431 amino acids)
Biological process (GO): epidermal cell differentiation; regulation of transcription by RNA polymerase II
Cellular component (GO): nucleus
Molecular function (GO): DNA-binding transcription factor activity, RNA polymerase II-specific; RNA polymerase II cis-regulatory region sequence-specific DNA binding
Source: RefSeq, a predicted model, not a curated record
AAAACUAAAACUUACGAAAUUUUUUUCAAGUUAAUUUUUUGCAAGUGCUUCUGACGAAAAAAACAAGAAAAACAAACAAACAAAAACACCAAAAAAAAAAAAAAAACACCUUCACCAGAGAAGCAGAGAACAACAUGGAUUAUUUAUAAUGAAGAAGCCCAAGCAAAGGUUGACUUGAGCUUCAGCUCAGGAUACAAACAACAACAAAAAAUACAAAAAUAUCUCAAAAAUUGUAUCACAUUUUUUUUUUUCGUUUGUUUUUUUGUUGCGCUAUUUGUGCACAACACAGUGGGCGGGGCAAGGAUCAAACAUACACACACAAUUGGAUUAGUGUUUUGUUUAUUCGGGAACCCUUUGAAGACCACCUCCCCACUCGACCCCACUGGCGCGUUUCGUCGCGUCACGCGUUCCGUUGCGUCGUUCGUGUUUAAUCGCUCGUUUAUCGGUCGCCGAUCGUUAAUCGUGUAUCCGUUAAUCGCCAAUCGCCGCCACCACCACCAUGCCGAAGAUCUUCCUGAUUAAGAACCGCCUGCAUCAGCAGCAACAGCGUCUGCUCGAAUCACAGAACCUGCUGCAGCACAAGAGCCAGGACGAUGACCGAUGCCUGGUGCCACCGCUCAGCCCACAUGGCUCUGGCACACCGCACUCGCCCUCGCCAUCGCCAUCGCCCGCCCAUCCCCAUCCAGAGCCGCAGGGUCAGUGUCAAACGUCAUCGCCAUUCCAGCAGCAGGAUGACCAACUGCCGCUGAGUCUGACGCGUAAACGCUUCCACCAUCGCCGUCACUACUUCGGACAGUCGCGUCACAGUCUCCUCAUAGACCAUGGACUCAAUCUCAAUCCCAAUCUCAAUCAAAAUCAAAAUCAAAAUCAAAACUCUACGGAAUUGGAUGUCGAUCACAAUGCAGCAGCAGCAAGCGAGGUUCAAAAUGAAAAAUUAGGUUGCUUGAGGCCGGCAGAAUUGUUGCAGCGCCUAAGCUGCACCACCACCAACCAAACCACCACCAGCAGCAGCAUAGCCACAACCACACCCACACCUACGCCCACACCAACACCCACGCCCCCCGCAUUAGCCACAAAAGACUGCGACGAGAAUUCUCCAAUAAAAACAGCAACAACAACAACUAAAACAACAGCAAGCAGCAGCAGCAUACCAAAGCAGCCGACGCCGCAGUCGACAGCGGCAGAGAGGAGCAGCAGCAGUAGCAGCAGCGAAGUAGAUGUAGAUGUAGAAGAAGAGCCAGAUAGGAAAGCGCACAAAGAAGAUGAGCAAUUAAAGUGCCCAUCAGUAGUGUUGGCCGAAGAAGAAGAGGAGGAGGAGGAGGAAGACGGCGACGUUGACGUCGGAAUUGAGGCUCCCCGCCCGCGCUUCUACAACACGGGCAUCGUCCUCACCCAGGCCCAACGAAAGGAGUACCCCAAGGAACACCAGCAGCAGGAGCAACCGCAGCCGAUCCUCGUCAGAGCCAGAAAAGAAAAGGAACACGACUCGGAUGUGGACUCCGACACAGACUCCGAUGACGGUUGCAAGUUGAUUGUGGAUGAGAAGCCUCUGCUGCCCGUUGACAAGCCGCUGUCGCUGCGUAUGCGCAGCACCCCGCCCCCGGCAGAGGAGCGUCCCAGUCCACCGCCCCCAAGGGAACCGACGCCCGCUGUCCGCUGCAGCGUAAUCCAGCGCGCACCACAGACCACUGCAGCAGCAGUAGCUACAGCAGGACACGCUGCCUCCCCGCAUCACCAUUAUCAGAAUCAGCAUCAGCAUCCGGAGCAUCAGACGCCCCAAAGGAGCGUUCUAUUGCCCCUCAGUGCCCACGAUCUCGACCAACUGGGACCGGAGCAGCAGGAGCCCAUUGAUUAUCACGUGCCGAAGCGGCAAAGCCCCAGCUACGACAGCGACGAGGAGCUGAACGCCCGCCGCCUAGAGAGAGCGCGACAGGUGCGCGAGGCCCGCAGGCGAAACACGAUAUUGGCAGCCCGCGUACUGCUGGCCCAGUCGCAGCGCCUUAAUCCGCGCCUGGUGCGUAGCCUGCCCGGCAUUUUGGCUGCAGCCGCCGGUCACGGCCGUAGCAGCAGCAGCUCUGGUGCAGCCGGACAGGGCUUUCAGUCGUCGGGCUUUGGCAGCGGCAGCAGCUCGUCCGGCUCGGGCAGCGGACAGAACGCCAGCGGUGGUGCCGGUUCGCCGGGAGGUGGCUUUGGGGGUGCCCUAGGCGGCAGCGGAGCUGGAGGCGGUGGCAUGGGCGGUGGCCGAGACGGACGAGGCAACUACGGUCCCAACUCUCCCCCCACCGGGGCCCUGCCACCAUUCUACGAGAGCCUGAAGAGUGGCCAACAGAGCACGGCCAGCAAUAAUACGGGCGGCAGUCAGACAUCCGCUGGACACGGAGCAGGCUCCCACGCAGCCUUCAACGGCAAUCCCAACUUUCUUUCCAUUCAAAACGCUGCCGCGGCGGCGUACAUCAUGUCAGCGGGAGCAGGAGUCGGGGGAGGUGGAGGAGGAGUAGGCGGAGGUGGUGGCUACAUCAAUUGCGGAUCAAACGGAGCAGGAGGAGGAGGUGGUAAUGGCAAUGCCAAUGGAAAUUCAAAUGGAGGUGGAGGUGGAGGUACGGUUGGCGGUGGUGGAGCAGCAUCAUCGGCUGGUAUCGAUGGUAAUAACCUUUUGAACUUCGCGAGUGGCCUGGCCAGUAAUCCUAACUAUAACGAAUCCAAUUCCAAAUUCCAUAAUCCAAACUCAACGAUGGGUCAUCCUUUUUACGGUGGCAAUCCUUCAGCGUACGGCAUCAUACUCAAGGACGAGCCGGACAUCGAGUACGACGAGGCAAAGAUCGAUAUAGGCACCUUUGCGCAGAACAUCAUCCAGGCGACAAUGGGCAGCUCCGGGCAGUUCAAUGCCAGCGCCUACGAGGACGCCAUCAUGUCGGAUCUCGCCAGUUCGCAGUGCCCCAACGGCACUGUGGAUCCACUGCAGUUUACGGCCACGCUGAUGCUCAGCUCCCAGACGGACCAUCUGCUGGAGCAGCUCUCGGAUGCCGUCGAUCUGAGCUCGUUCCUGCAGCGAAGCUGUGUGGACGACGAGGGCUCCACCAGUCCGCGGCAGGACUUUGAGCUCGGUUCGACGCCCUCCCUGACGCCCGACUCGGUGUCGGUGACGCCCGUGGAGCAUCACCAUCAUCAUCACCACAGCAACCAUCAGAGUGCGAGCACAGCAUCCCAGUUGGAUGCCCUGCACGAGAAUCUGCUCACACAGUUGACCCACAAUAUGACACGCAAUGGCGUUAACUCCCAGCAGCAGCAGCAACAGCAACAGCAGCAGCAUGUGCAACAGCAGCAGCAGCACCUGCAGCAGCAGCAACAGCACGUGCAGCAACAACAUGUCCAGCAGCACGUGCAACAUGUGCAGCAGCCGCCGCCUUCGUACCAGCAUGCCACCAGAGGCCUGCAGAUGAUGCAACAACAGCAGCAGUCGCAGCACAGCAGCUACCAGCAGCAGUCGGCUUUAAUGUCACAGCAGCAGCAGCAACAGUUGCUCAGCCAGCAGCAGCAACAGUCGCACCACUCGCACCACCAGCAGCAGCAGCAGCAUCAUGCCGCCGCCUACCAGCAGCACAAUCUGUAUGCUGCCCAACAGCAGCAGCCACACCACCAGCAGCAACAGCAGCAUCACUCGCACCACCAAUUCCAACAGCAACAGCAGCAGUCUCACCACUCGCACCAUUUGCACCACCACGACAACAGCAACAUGUCGCUGCCAUCGCCCACGGCCGCUGCUGCCGCUGCGGCUGCUGCUGCUGCAGCAGCCGUACAUUUGGCGCGUCCCAUGAGCAGCAGCAGCAGCUCCGGUACGAACAGCAGCAGCAGCAACAGCAGCAUGGAUGCAAAUGCAGCGGCAGCGGCUGCCGCCGCCCUGCUCGACACGAAGCCACUCAUUCAAAGCUUGGGCCUGCCGCCGGAUCUACAGCUGGAGUUUGUGAAUGGCGGGCAUGGCAUCAAGAAUCCACUGGCUGUGGAGAAUGCCCAUGGUGGCCAUCACCGGAUACGCAACAUCGAUUGCAUUGAUGAUCUCAGCAAGCACGGCCACCACUCCCAGCAGCAACAGCAGCAGCAAUCAUCCCCCCAGCAGCAGCAGCAGCAGACGCUCCAGCAACAACAACAACAACAGCAGCAACAUCAGCAGCAGCAAUCCCUCCAGCAGCAACAUCAGCAGCAGCAGCAGCACCAGCAUCAUAGCAGUGCCAGCAGCAAUGCCAGUAGCCAUGGCUCCGCUGAUGCCCUCUGCAUGGGUGGAUCCGGAUCGGCCAGCCAGGCCGGUGAUGAUUCUGGGGUCAAUGGCAAGUUCGUUUGCCGCGUUUGCAUGAAAACGUUCUCGCUGCAGAGGCUGCUCAAUCGGCAUAUGAAGUGCCACUCGGACAUCAAGCGGUACCUGUGCACGUUCUGUGGCAAGGGAUUCAACGAUACCUUCGAUCUGAAGCGGCACACGCGCACCCACACGGGCGUCCGGCCGUACAAGUGCAAUCUGUGCGAGAAGAGCUUCACACAGCGCUGCUCGCUCGAGUCACACUGCCAGAAGGUGCACAGUGUCCAGCAUCAGUAUGCGUAUAAAGAGCGUCGCGCCAAGAUGUACGUAUGCGAGGAGUGCGGCCACACGACCUGCGAGCCAGAGGUGCACUAUCUGCAUCUGAAGGAUUUGCAUCCAUUCUCGCCGGCGCUUCUCAAGUUCUACGAUAAGCGGCAUUUCAAGUUUACCAAUUCGCAGUUUGCCAACAAUCUGCUCGGACAGCUGCCAAUGCCUGUCCACAAUUGAGUUGUGGAUUGUCAGUAGUUAGAUCCUAAGAUCCUCCCCCACCAUGUGACUUUGAAGUUUUCUGAAAACUGCCCCCAUGCCCCACCAGAACACCAGCCCCAUACCUACCGCCCAUUGCUAUAGCUAUCGGAGCGUAGAAGGGAUGGUAGAUCUUUGGAGAUUAUAAAUUGCACUACACAAUUUUUGUAUAUUCUUUUGCGUAGAUUUAGAUUUAGAUUUAGUCGAUAGUCGAUGAUGAAUCCCAACAACACUUUGCUGUGCAAAAAAUCGCUCUCACUUUUUAACACUCUUAAACAUUUGUUUAACAAUUUUCGUUUUUAGUUAAUGAUGGAAUUCCACCUUUCG